Molecule: messenger RNA, 2338 nt
Organism: Propithecus coquereli (Coquerel's sifaka)
Lineage: Eukaryota; Metazoa; Chordata; Mammalia; Primates; Indriidae
Gene: CBX1
Product: chromobox homolog 1
Exons: 5
Coding region: 286-843 (185 amino acids)
Biological process (GO): chromatin organization; negative regulation of transcription by RNA polymerase II
Cellular component (GO): pericentric heterochromatin; nucleus
Molecular function (GO): chromatin binding
Source: RefSeq, a predicted model, not a curated record
CAUGGUGCCGUGCGGCGGGUCGUCGCGCCUGCGCAGUGCGGGCGGCGGGCUGCGCAGAGUGCGAGGCUCUUUUGUUCGACAGAGGGGAGGGCCGCUGGCCGGGGCCUGCGGUACGCCGCUUCAUUGAGGGGCUCCUCGGCGGCCACCAGCUUGUUGCUUUUCCUGGGCGCCACUCCCCCGGCUGGCCCGACGCGACGCGCCAGUAGCGCAGCACCGAUUCCUCUCGGGUUUUUGGGCGCUGCUCUGAGCGGCGUCACCCUUUACACCAGAAAGCUGGCGGGCACUAUGGGGAAAAAACAAAACAAGAAGAAAGUGGAGGAGGUGCUAGAAGAGGAGGAAGAGGAAUAUGUGGUGGAAAAAGUUCUCGACCGUCGAGUGGUAAAGGGCAAAGUGGAGUACCUCCUAAAGUGGAAGGGUUUCUCGGAUGAGGACAACACGUGGGAGCCAGAAGAGAACCUGGAUUGCCCUGACCUCAUUGCUGAGUUUCUGCAGUCACAGAAAACAGCACAUGAGACAGAUAAAUCAGAGGGAGGCAAGCGCAAGGCUGAUUCUGAUUCUGAAGAUAAGGGAGAAGAGAGCAAACCAAAGAAGAAAAAAGAAGAGUCAGAAAAGCCACGAGGUUUUGCUCGGGGUUUGGAGCCGGAGCGGAUUAUUGGAGCUACAGACUCCAGUGGAGAGCUCAUGUUUCUGAUGAAAUGGAAAAAUUCUGAUGAGGCUGACCUGGUCCCUGCCAAGGAAGCCAAUGUCAAGUGCCCACAGGUUGUCAUAUCCUUCUAUGAGGAAAGGCUGACGUGGCAUUCCUACCCCUCGGAGGAUGAUGACAAAAAAGAUGACAAGAAUUAACUCUGAGUACCAGCCCCUGUCAUAUCUGACUGUGGGUUUCAAGUGGGGAGGGAAGGAGUUUUACUUGUCUUGACACCAUAGAGGUGGCUUGAGAAGAUGUCCUUUGAAGAGCCAGUAUAGUUUCUGUGCCCUGCAGCAGCCCAAAGUGCUUUAAAGCCGUUCAAGCUGUAUAGUUUGCACACCCAUCCCAGUGGAGGGGAAGGGGGGAUAAGUGUUUCAAGGCAACCCAUUCUGCACUUUGUUGAGAAAAGCAAAGGGCCUUCUAUGAAGGACAAAACUUGUAGAAUUGGGUGUGUGGGAGAACAAAAAGAUACUGUAGAUCUUCAAAGAGCAUCUCCACAACCCACAGCCUUCUUCCCAAUAGUGUUAACUCUGCAUUUUUACAGCGUAGCAUGUGUGUAGUUUUUGGCUAUUACUGGUGUAUUAUUUGGGGGUGGGAGGGAUGGGGUGGAAAAGAAAGGAGAUGAGUAGGAUCAUUUUGGUUAAAAUUUGGGGCCUGAUUGGGGAAAUGGUGAAAUAAUGGAAAGAACAGACAACUAAUGAUUUGCUUCUAUGUCCAUAAUAUUUUACCUUUUCAAAAAAUGCCAUUGGCACCACAAAUGAGGACUGUGAGAGACUGUUUAAAAGCUGUGAAUGCCUGAAACCUGUAAGCCAAGGUGUUCCCUGCCUGAACUUAAUGCUGUUCCCCACAAAGUACUAAGCCAGCUCAUAAGUUACCAAAGCUGCCAUUGUGGAGAUGGAAACUGACUGAAGAGAGGAAAGUCUUGUAUUGGAGAGUAUACAUCGGCAGAUCAUUCUGUCCUAGAGGUGCUAAUUCCUAAAAUUAAACAAGACGACCCUUUCUUUUCCAGUUACGAAGUUAUAAAUAGCUUAUUCAUCCAAGCCACUGGCUGAGGUGUUGGGGAAGAGGGUGGUACAGGAGAUGGGAGAGUAGGGAAGACAAGGGCCCAUGCUCUUAGGGCAGAGAACUCGUGAAAGCCUCUCUGUUGUUGUUUUGUUUUUUUUCUUUGAACUUUUGAGAUGGGACAGUAGGGAAGACAAGGGCCCAUGCUCUUAAGGCAGAGAACUCUUGGAGCCUCUCUGGUUUUUGUUGUUGUUGUUGUUGUUGUUGUUUUUUGAACUUUGAACUCUAAAACCAUUGGUAGCAGGGUUCAGUCACUGACAGCACAAGUUUCAUUGAAUCAGUUCAAGAGUUGAAUGAUUUCAAAAGCCCUGGUCUCAGGAGAAGAUUAAACUUUCAUACUGGGGCAAUGGUUUGCUGUAAAACACAACAAACAAAAAACAUUUUUUAAAAAAUCCUAAGAAUUAAAUGAUACCCAAAAUACUCUGUCUUGAAUCACAAGAUCCAUCAGUUCUUGACAUCUUCUAGAGUUGCAACUAGAGCUACAUUGUAAAAUCUUUUUAGGCAUGUGCUAGAUUUCUGUGAAAUUUUGUUUAAAUGUAAACUUCAUACCACACUGUCAGUUUUUGUCUUAAUAAAACUAUAGAUUUAUAA